CGGAGAGCUGGACACCAGGAGAUAGCCAGCGAUGAUGAUUCUCUCCACUUGGCUGCCUACAGUUCUGCUGUUGGUCUCAGUACAUGGAAACACAGCCACUGCCGAUGAAGUGUUUGCCGUGGAAGGAGGCUCGGCUGUGUUGCCAUGUACGUUCACCCUCCCAGCCACUGAUCACAUCCUCAAACUCAAGCUGCGCUGGUUCAAAGGUGACCUGCGGGGUAUGAAUGCCAUUAUUACGUGUCUGUUCACUGCUCCCUUCCACUCCUCGUGCGAUGAAGUGAGGCAUGAGGCAAGAGGAGAUCGGUUUAAGUUCAUCGGGAACCUCAGCCGGGGAGAUGCCUCGAUAAUGGUGGAGCGACUGGGACAGGAGGAUAAUGGUCUAUAUCAGUGCAAUGUGAACAACAUCGAUGGACGUCCUCUAUUACAAAAGGUCAUUCACCUGACUAUGAGAGCACAUUCUACUGCGUUCUGA
Amblyraja radiata (thorny skate) is the source of this 472-nucleotide messenger RNA. Its product is annotated as sodium channel subunit beta-2-like. The record is from RefSeq and is a predicted model, not a curated record. Lineage: Eukaryota; Metazoa; Chordata; Chondrichthyes; Rajiformes; Rajidae. The transcript has 3 exons. The coding region runs from base 32 to 472 and encodes 146 amino acids. Gene Ontology annotation, cellular component: membrane.